Mycosarcoma maydis (corn smut) is the source of this 327-nucleotide messenger RNA. RefSeq names its product putative cytochrome c isoform 2. The transcript has 3 exons. Gene Ontology annotation, cellular component: mitochondrial intermembrane space. Bases 1 to 327 code for a protein of 108 amino acids. NCBI's taxonomy places the organism in Eukaryota, Fungi, Basidiomycota, Ustilaginomycetes, Ustilaginales. Gene Ontology annotation, molecular function: heme binding; electron transfer activity. Gene Ontology annotation, biological process: mitochondrial electron transport, ubiquinol to cytochrome c; mitochondrial electron transport, cytochrome c to oxygen. The record is from RefSeq and is a predicted model, not a curated record.
AUGGGCUUCAAGGACGGUGACAGCAAGAAGGGCGCUGGUCUCUUCAAGACCCGAUGUGCUCAGUGCCACACCCUCGGUGCUGGUGAGCCCAACAAGGUCGGCCCCAACCUCCACGGUCUUUUCGGUCGCAAGACCGGUAGCGUCGACGGUUUCUCGUACACCCAGGCCAACAUCAAUAAGGGUGUCACCUGGGACGAAGAGACUCUCUUUGAGUACCUCGAGAACCCAAAAAAGUACAUUCCGGGUACCAAGAUGGCCUUUGCUGGUCUCAAGAAGGACAAGGACCGCAAUGAUUUGAUCACGUACCUUAGGGAAGAGACAAAGUGA